AUUUUGCUCGACAAAAGAAAGAGGAUGGGCAUUUAAAAAACGCUGUCGUAUCCACUUCGAUCGAAUUCAACAGAGAAACAGAUCCCAAAAAGCUUAAGCCCGGAACAAUCCCAAACCAGUAACAGGGCCGAAUUUGUUCAUCGAGCCUAUCAAUAUGGCUGAUCCUGAACUAGAAGCAAUCAGACAAAGAAGAAUGCAAGAGCUCAUGGCUCAACAGGGCACGGGCAGUCAACAGAACAAUGAGCAGCAGAAAGCACAGGAAGAGGCCCAGAGGGAGGCAGAUGAGCAAAGGCAAAUGAUGCUUAGUCAGAUUUUGUCAUCGGAAGCACGUGAAAGACUCUCUCGAAUUGCUUUGGUGAAACCUGAGAAAGCCAGAGGAGUUGAGGAUAUUUUACUAAGAGCUGCUCAAAUGGGCCAGAUAGUUGAGAAGGUUUCUGAAGAGAGGCUGAUAUCAUUACUGGAACAAAUUAACACCCAAACCAGUAAACAGACCAAAGUCACUAUUCAGAGGCGCCGGAGUGUUUUGGAAGAUGAUGAUUAGCUUAAAUGCAAUCUUGGCUCUGUAUUUUUGUGUGAAACAAUGUUUUCUUGUUGCUUGUAUAAUCAGAGCUAUCUCUGUGCCAUAUUCAACUGAAUUUCCCGCCCCAGCACUGCAUUCUGCCCCUCCUUCCUCCAAAUUCAUAAUUGAAACUUUUAUAUAUCUAGGUAUUGUGAUGUCUAACUUUCAUGUAAUGAAUUCUAAACUUUGUUAAGAAAAGUGAGGCAACCUUAUGAGUUCAUAUAUGGGGAAGCAUUUAAAUUCUUUGUUUGUCA
Mangifera indica (mango) is the source of this 813-nucleotide messenger RNA. RefSeq names its product DNA-binding protein DDB_G0278111-like. NCBI's taxonomy places the organism in Eukaryota, Viridiplantae, Streptophyta, Magnoliopsida, Sapindales, Anacardiaceae. The transcript has 7 exons. The record is from RefSeq and is a predicted model, not a curated record. The coding region runs from base 155 to 541 and encodes 128 amino acids. Gene Ontology annotation, molecular function: DNA binding. Gene Ontology annotation, cellular component: cytosol; nucleus.